GGCGAACACGGACCCGGUCUCUUAAAGGGCCAGUGCUCUGUCAGCAGCUGGCUCGUGGAGGAUCUGAUCUGCUGGGAAUCGAAACUUAAAGUCUUCUCCUUGCUUCCUGUCUCCGUGACAGCUCGACCUGUCCUCAGUCUGUCAGUUGUCCUCUCUUCUUCUCCUCGGACUCUGGAGAACUGGACUUUGAUUUGAACUUUGACCCUGUUCGAUGAACUUCCUGGCUCCAGCAGCCUGUGGUCUUCCUCUCCUCCUCCUCUCAGAGACCCAGCAUGGACCCAGCCCGGCAGAGACGGAAGGAGGACAUAGACAGAGAUCUGGCUUUUAUACAGUCCCCCCUGGCUUACCCGGAGCCGCAGGGAUACCAGGACUUCCUGACCCAGCUGGUCUGUAACCUGCUGGAGGAGGGGAACUCGUUGUUCAGGGACCAGGACUGGGAGCAGGCGGUGAAGACGUUCACUGAAGGUCUGAAUGUCUCGGACUACGCCGUGGCCGAGGAUCUCCUGAUCCCUGAAGUCCUUCUGGAGAGUCUGUUUGUGAACCGAGCGUCCGCUUUCCAGAGCAUGGGGGAGUAUGAGCGCGGCGUGGAGGACUGCGACAGAGCUCUGCAGGUCUGUAAGGAGAGCCACAGAGCUCUGUACAGGAAGGCUCUGUGUCUGAAGGAGCUCGGGAGACUCAGGGAGGCCUACAACUGCACCACCAACCCACUGCUCAUCAGCCGCCCGGACAUGAAGGUGAGCUCGUUGGCUCAGGAGCUCGCUGUCAGUCUGGGACUGAAGAUCAGGAAACCCUACGUGAGUGCGAAGGAGGAGCCGCUGAUCACCAGACCGGUUCUGAACGGGAACGUUAGUGCUGAGGCCGUGAAGGCGUCUACAGCUCUCGUGGGGAACGGGCUGAACCCUCUGGCCGGCCUCGCUCCAGUCCGGUUUCCCAUCAUGCCUCAGUCCUCCUUUCUACCCAAGACCCGGAGCGGCCCUGAGUCCGCUGCCUCUGUGGUUCUUGACGUGGGGGACUCUUUGGAGGACUCUGAGCUGAUCGGGGACGACUUGGACAGCCUGCUGGAUGGGGUCCCUCCUGAGCCUUCAGAGAUUCCCGCCCCCGCAGCGUUCUCCUGCAGGACCUCCAGCAGGUCUCACAGCGUCCCCUCCGUCCUCCCUGCCCCGACCCCUCAGCUCCCCCCAGCCUUCUUCAACUCGCCCGUCAGCCAGCUCAGCUCCUUGGACUCCUUCUCGGGCGGGGGCUGCAGCAUCAGCACCUCCACCCUGGAUGCUCUGGACGACCUCUCGGCCUUUGGAGGGGCAGUCGGUCCAGCAGUCCUAAACAUGGCGCCCCUCUCUGGAGCGCUGGAUCCUCUGGACGGCCUGGAUUCUCUGGAUGACCUCUUAGAUGGAUCUCAGAGUUCUGCAGCAGAGGAUGAGUCCACAGGAGAUCACAGCCGGGAUGACCUCGACGAGCUGGACCACCCUAAGACCGUCUCUGGUCCCGGUCCUGGUCCAAGCGUUCUGAAGGUUAUGGAGAUGAAAGAGCGUCUGGAUGCUCUGGACCGGUUUCCCUCAGUGUCGACUCUGCCUGCGGUCUCUCUCGGGGGAGCCGGUCUGGACUCGCUCUCUGAGUUCAGCUCAGCUGGAUCUCGCUCUGCUGCAGCUUCAGGGAUGAAUUCUCCAAACCACGACUACAAAGAGAAGAGAGCCAGAGCACAGGAGUCCAUCUGUAACCCUCUCUCCUCCACCCAUCAGUUCCUGCAGGCCUGCUCCACCUGUUUCCCCCGGACAGGUAAAGGGAUUUAUACGUUUGUUCACAAGCCAGACCUGGAGCACAGCUGUAAGGGGGACCUCCUGCUGUGUCGAAGGAGGGCCGACCCUCCUCAGGAGUGGACCCGAGUGAGGACGCUUCCCAACUUCACGUCCUUCCAUGGGCCGUUUGUGCUCUGUCGGGAGCUGCUGCAGUCAGGAGACCAGGGUCUGUGUAAGUACGGGGAGAACUGUAACUUCGCCUUCAACCAGCUGGAGAUCGACGUGUGGUCGGUGGAGAGGAAGGGGGCGCUGGUCCGGACUCUUCUGUUUGAGUCCACAGCAAAUAAACUGGACCCAGUGAGCAGCGUGAUCCACCUGUCCCAGGAGCACAAGGGGGUCUUCAUGUUCCUCUGUCAGGAAUGCUUCAACAACAAACCCCGGAUCAUCAGCACACGCAGCAAAGCCAACCACACCGUCUGCUCCAACGCGGACGUCCACCACAGCUUCGAUGCCAACAAGUGUUUGGCGUUCGUCAUGAGGACUCACAACGUGGCCUACAGGAAGGUGCGCCCCCUGAGCCUCCUGUGUCGCCUGGAUCUGUGCCGACUGGCCAUCAGGAACCUCUGCCAGAGAGACGACGACUGUCCCUACGCCCACUCCGUCAUCGAGCUGAAGACCUGGAGGGUACAGAGAGACACGGGAAUCAGCCCAGAGGAGAUUGUGAAAGUCUCGUCACAGUUUCAUGAGAAGCAGGAACAAAACUCCAGACUGAGAGGGAAGAGAGUGUCUUCAGGAAACGAUGGGAACAGAGCGAGAGGAGGAGGAGGAGGAGCCCGCAGGAGUCUGAACAUGAGGAUGAAGUUCGUCUGUGUUCAGUGCUGGCAGGGCUUCAACAUCAGCGAGCCAGAUAAAGCUCUGAAGCACUGCACGGCCAAGGCCAGACACCCGUGGAUCAGAGAGCGGUCUGUUCUACUGGUGAAGUCUGCAGAGAGGAGUAAAUGGGUCCAGGUCCGCCCGCUGCCUCACGAGAAGAACUUCCCUCAGUUCUAUGACAUUUGCACUCAGAUCGAGAGGAAAGGGAAGUGUAACUACACGGGGAAGUGCACCUUCGCUCACAGCCCGGAGGAGAGGGAGAUGUGGAUGUACAUGAAGAGUAACGAGAUGCCGCUCAUGCAGCAGAUCUACGACCUGUGGCUCUCUCUGACCGCCCAGAACCUGCAGGCGGACGGCGCCGUGCUGACCCAGUCCGCCCCCGAGGAGAAAAACAUCGUCAUGCCGACGGACUACGCUGAGCCUCUGGACGGCUUCCACUGCCGCCUGUGUGGGAGGCACUGCAACAGCGAGCGCCAGUGGCAGCAGCACGUCUCCACCGAGAAGCACAAAGACCGGGUGUUCAGCUGCGAUGGCGAGGAGGAGGCGCUGACGUGGAGCUACCGCUUCCCCGGCACGCGCUUCCAGCUCUGCCCAAAGCUGGACGCCGGCUGUCCUGACGGCGUGAGCUGUGACUUCGCCCACGGCGCCGAGGAGCUGAAGGAGUGGACCGAGAGGCGGGACUUCCUGCGACAGAAGUUAGCCAAAGCCCGAGAAGACAUGCUCGUCAUGCCGGACGAGUUUGACUUUGGGAAAUUUAACUUUUUACUUCAGGACUGAGAGGACGUCGUCGGACUCUUUGAGCCUUUUUCUAACUGCCAACGUAGCGCUCCAGAGUUCAGGGAUUACACGCCAAAACCCAAAGGGGGCGCUCACGCCACGGUUUCUUCAAAGACGCCAAAAGAUUCAUCUGAACAUUUUAUUCCUCAAACAUGUUCUUCAGAGUCAGGGUUCAUUUCAUUUCUUCAAGCAGGUUUCAGAGAUGUUUGCAUCGCUCCUGUUUUUUUUUUAGCUUUAGGUCUCCUGCUGUGAAGUAGAGCUUGAUUUCCACAGGAAGUGUGUGUGCUGCUUUCCAUCAGCGCCAUGAACUCCAGAGCUGAUCCGUGCACGUUAUAGUCAGUGCUCGUGUUUCCACAGCGAGCGCCACAGCGUCUCAGAGACAUCUCCACGCUCUGUUAAAGACACACGCCAAGUCUGUUUACAACGAGCUCCCUGACCUGGACAGGAAGUCAAACACAGAACAACAUACACCAUCCAUUCAAUCUGAAGUUACACACCAUGUACGGAUCUGUAUCAGAUCGUAUAGAGAUAAAUAUGAUGAUUUCAUAUCGUUAACAUCUUCAGAACAACCGCACCUCUGACAUCACAGGAAGUUCAGCCGUCUGAAGGUGACAAUAACAAGCAUGAAACACUUUUAACAUGAAACACUGAAAGGGUUUGAUCAGGUGAUCAUGUAGCAACAAACUCAGCGAUGAUAGAAGCACAGAAGCCUUUUCACACACACUGAGCGCUCGCCGUCAUACGGGGUAAAACUGGCACUGAUGGAGCGCUCAUGCUUCCUGUGGACCGCACGGAUCGGCUCAUAUUAGUGAAUCACAGCCUGUUCAAACACACUGCUCAUCUUUAAUAUGCAUAGAGGGUUCAUAAGCAGACCUGCAGACCUGCAGACCCUCUGUUUCUUUACUCUUCUUUUAGUUUCUGGUUCUCCUUAGAGAGAGUCCGGUCCACGCAGGAGGAUCCUCCAGAGUCCAGAGUUCACUCCUAGACCAUGUUGAAAGCUUUCUACUACAAUAAAGAUGCUCAUGCUUACUUUGGAUUGUGUUCCAGCA
This is a messenger RNA of Notolabrus celidotus (New Zealand spotty), 4432 nucleotides long. RefSeq names its product zinc finger CCCH domain-containing protein 7B-like. The record is from RefSeq and is a predicted model, not a curated record. Gene Ontology annotation, biological process: miRNA processing. Bases 273 to 3383 code for a protein of 1036 amino acids. Lineage: Eukaryota; Metazoa; Chordata; Actinopteri; Labriformes; Labridae. Gene Ontology annotation, molecular function: protein binding; metal ion binding; miRNA binding. The transcript has 23 exons.